This is a messenger RNA of Xenopus laevis (African clawed frog), 4202 nucleotides long. RefSeq lists its product as uncharacterized. The transcript has 2 exons. The coding region runs from base 1208 to 3232 and encodes 674 amino acids. Lineage: Eukaryota; Metazoa; Chordata; Amphibia; Anura; Pipidae. The record is from RefSeq and is a predicted model, not a curated record.
AUAAUAUUCUCCAUUUUAUUACUAUUAGAGUUAAACGUAGAAACAAAUGUUAUUUUCUGAUUACUACAAUCUUUCUUUUUUUGGCAUAGUAAUUCACUGCGAGGGAUAGUGUCAACCUCUUUCAUGGCAUUAUUUAUGGUAUUAGACUCAUAUCCUCUUUCUUUAAAUCGUUUAGUUAAACUUAAUUUUACUUCAUUAUAUUUUGCUGUACGUGAGGUAAUUCUUUUUGCACGGAUAAACUGUCCUUUCGGAAUUGCCUUUUUAACUUUUGGACUAUGGAAGCUGCGUACAUGUAACAUAUUGUUCUUUUCCACACUCUUUCUAUAUAAAUCGGUGUUUAUUAUCCCAUUAGUUAGACUUAUUGUUACAUCUAAAAAAUUAAUUUCAGAGAGAGAAUAUUCGUAUGUAAACUUAAUUGUACUAUGACUCUCAUUUGCUUCAUCUAUCAUUUGUUUAAGCAAUUCUACAGGGCCUGUCCAUAAUAGCAAUAUGUCAUCGACAAAUCUAAAGUAGGCCGAAAUAUAUUGGCAAAAGGGCUCUUUUUUAAGGAAAAAUUUUUUCUCCAAAUAAUUAACAAAUAAAUUUGCAUAAGAGGGAGCUACCGUAGCUCCCAUUGACGUCCCUUGCGUUUGCCAGUAAAAAUUAUCUUCAAAUGAAAAAUAAUUUUUAGUGAGCACCAUAUUUAGACAAUCCAUGAUAAAGUAAAUUUUUGAAGUGGAUAAAUUGGUAUCCAGCAGCACUUCCUCUAUGCAAUCUAAUCCUUCAUUAUGGGGAAUGGAAGUAUAUAAACUCUGAAUAUCAAUUCCACAUAAAACAGUUUCCGGUUGAAGAGUCCCCAUAUCAUUAAGUUUACAGAGUAAAUCAGUAGUAUCUCUAAGACAUACGUCUCAUACACAGAGGAAAGAGACGAAGGAAGAGCAAAACAGCGCAACAACCCCAGGGACCCGAUCAAUCGGGAUCAUUACCCGAGGAGGGACAGACGUCUGCCAAGGUAAAUAACCUGGUUAUUAACCUUUCAUCACAUGAACUAUCGGCCAGUGAACUUUCCUUACUUAAUAAGGGGUUGAACUUUGUACCCACACAUACGCUACCUACUGAAAAUUGGGAGAUUGACUUUUUGAAAUUCACACGUAAACUUAAACUUAAGAUAAAUUUUGCAGAGAGCCCUAGUAUACUACCUGCUAAUAAAUAUAAAAAACCAAGCAAAAUGAUUCCAGAUGUAAAUAAUGAUGCUGUACAAUCCUUUGAACAUAUAGUGUUAACUGAGGCAAAGAAAAUAUGGGAUAGCAAAUUACCCAGGGCCACUAAUCUUAACUAUAACGAGUAUACUGCAUUAAAAUCUCUACAAUUUAACAAUGAUGUCAUCAUUCGGAAAGCGGAUAAGGGGGGCAGUAUUGUGGUAUUAGAUAAAAUAGAUUAUAAUACAGAGGUAAUAAGACAACUUGAGAUGCCAGGGCAUUAUGCUAGAAUAGAUCAUGAUCCCACCCUAGACAUUAAAAAACAAAUAGACAAUAUGGUUGAAGAAGCAUGGCUAAACUCAACUAUUGAUGCUAUAGAGAAAGAGUUUUUGACUACGGAUUUUCCAAGGGUUCCAGUGCUGUACUUAUUACCUAAAGUACAUAAGACGCUUAUUAAUCCUCCGGGGCGACCGAUCGUCUCAGGUAUAGGGUCAGCACUGGAACCUUUAUCAAUAUUUGUAGAUUCAUUUUUACAGGAAGAAAUGUUAAAAAUAGAUGUAUGUCUUAGAGAUACUACUGAUUUACUCUGUAAACUUAAUGAUAUGGGGACUCUUCAACCGGAAACUGUUUUAUGUGGAAUUGAUAUUCAGAGUUUAUAUACUUCCAUUCCCCAUAAUGAAGGAUUAGAUUGCAUAGAGGAAGUGCUGCUGGAUACCAAUUUAUCCACUUCAAAAAUUUACUUUAUCAUGGAUUGUCUAAAUAUGGUGCUCACUAAAAAUUAUUUUUCAUUUGAAGAUAAUUUUUACUGGCAAACGCAAGGGACGUCAAUGGGAGCUACGGUAGCUCCCUCUUAUGCAAAUUUAUUUGUUAAUUAUUUGGAGAAAAAAUUUUUCCUUAAAAAAGAGCCCUUUUGCCAAUAUAUUUCGGCCUACUUUAGAUUUGUCGAUGACAUAUUGCUAUUAUGGACAGGCCCUGUAGAAUUGCUUAAACAAAUGAUAGAUGAAGCAAAUGAGAGUCAUAGUACAAUUAAGUUUACAUACGAAUAUUCUCUCUCUGAAAUUAAUUUUUUAGAUGUAACAAUAAGUCUAACUAAUGGGAUAAUAAACACCGAUUUAUAUAGAAAGAGUGUGGAAAAGAACAAUAUGUUACAUGUACGCAGCUUCCAUAGUCCAAAAGUUAAAAAGGCAAUUCCGAAAGGACAGUUUAUCCGUGCAAAAAGAAUUACCUCACGUACAGCAAAAUAUAAUGAAGUAAAAUUAAGUUUAACUAAACGAUUUAAAGAAAGAGGAUAUGAGUCUAAUACCAUAAAUAAUGCCAUGAAAGAGGUUGACACUAUCCCUCGCAGUGAAUUACUAUGCCAAAAAAAGAAAGAUUGUAGUAAUCAGAAAAUAACAUUUGUUUCUACGUUUAACUCUAAUAGUAAUAAAAUGGAGAAUAUUAUUAAAAAAUACUGGCCUUUAAUACAGGCAGAUAGACAAUUUGGCCAUCUAUUUACUGAGCAGCCUCGUUUUUGUUACAAAAGAGGUCGUAGUCUCAAAGAUAUACUCUGCCCAUCGGACACACGCCAAAAGAAGUCACUUUUCCAAGGCAGGAAAAAGAAAGGUACCUAUCCCUGUCUGAGCUGCAAUUGUUGCUCGUCUAUAAUAAAAGGCUCUAAGAUUAAUCACCCUAGUAAGGGAUAUGAAAUUAACCUAAACGUGUACGCAACAUGUAAAUCUACUCACGUGGUUUACUUGUUGAAAUGCCCUUGCGGUUUAGGGUAUGUAGGCCAAACCUCAAGGGAAGUAAAAAUGAGAAUUCAAGAGCAUAAAAGGAACAUUAAAAAUUACAAGGAAAACACACAGACAGAUACUUCUAUCUCCAAACAUUUUUUUAUUUGUAAACACAAUUCGAUGCAACUGCGUUGGUGUGUCCUUGAUGAAGCAGCUAUAGAUAAACGGGGAGACAAUAGAAUUAACAGAUUGUUACAAAUUGAAGGGAGAUGGAUCAAAAAAUUAGGUACACUCCACCCAGACGGUUUAAAUGAUUUUUGGAGUUUAAAACCGUUUUUGUAAAUUUGCUUAAUGGAAUCUUUUACUUUGCAGACCUUGAAACUAGAAAAUUUAAAGGGAACAAAAUACUACAUUAACGGCAGAAGUAGGGUGUUGUUUUCGUGUGGAUUGUAUCAUAUUAUGUAUUUAUUGAAUGACAUAUGCACAAUGGACACUUUGAAACUGAAUUUUUGCACAGCUGAUACUAAUUGUAUCAUUCUUUGGCAACAUUGCACAGAACAGCACUUAUGAAUAAGAUUGGACAUUAACCCACAAGUAAAAGACAUGGAGAAAAGUAUCUUUUAUAAGUUUUUUAUGGAAAAUGUUUUUUAGAUUUUUACCUUUAAUUGUAUCUAAUUAUCCAAGAUUGGAUGUUGAAGAUCACAUGGGUGUGAGGGGUGUGUUUAUAAGGUUCACUGUGUACCUGUAUGUUUACACUUGAGAAAGGGCAACACCUGCCCGAAACAUGUCGUGUAAAGCAGCAUGAAUAAUAAAUAAUCACAAGCGGUUAAUCUGCGUAUGAGUGCUCUCCUCUUUUUCAACUUUUAGUCAAGCAGUUAUGAUGUUUAUCUCUCAGCAGAAAAACAUACAUACUUUUCAGCCCUCAUUAAUUUCCAAUUGCUUUUGGUUGCUUUUGAUUUGGAGGUAUGUUAGAGCUACUGCCCAUAUGACACAAGGGUGUUAGGAUGCUCAAAGCAGUUGAAUAAAGUCUGAAGAAUGUUUCAGCUUAUGGAAUGCUGUCUUGACAGUCAGAAAACUGUUGAUAACGGGGGAAAAAUAUUGAAAAAUAAAUAUUGAACUGUUGGGUAUAAGGAAACCUUAAUAUGUAUUCACUCAUUAAAUCUAUGGGAACUCCAGGUUCCAUACAUUCUAUUUGGUGCUAUAAGUUAUAUUUCAUAAGAGCUUAACAUUGACUUAAACUGACUUAAAUACUUAACCUUUAUCACAUUUCACAUUUCAAAAAGUAUGACAUACUUCUAUGCUGGCAAGAAAC